CUCUGCAGGAGCCCAAGCGGCCGGGUCCGUCCGCCGGCCGCGGGUAGCAGGCGCCCCCUCCCCGCCAUGGCGGCCUAGCAGCUGUCAGCAUUGGCCGCCGCCGCUGCUGCCAGGCUGGACCGGAGCCCGGGCCGAGGGAGGAGUCCGCGCUAAGGAGCAGCGCGGCCGCCGCCCCGACGCCGAGGGUCGGGGUGUUUGUUUGCCUCUUUGCCUCUUGGACUGUGAACUCCUUGAAGGCAUGGACCAGCACUUGUUGGCAUCUGUAUCCUCAGCCUCCAGCCCAGCGCCAGACAUAUAACAGGCACUCAGGAAAUGCUCGAGGAGUGACUGGCUGACUGUGUGCAGACCCAGGCAAGCCUUGCUUCCUAAGGUGGCCAUGGAUCCUUCUUCCAAAUGAAGUCUGUGGCAGGGGAGGCCUUCUAGAACUCUGGUGCAGAGUCUCGCCCGUGAACCCCGGGUGCUCCCCGAUGCCCAGCGAGGCGUCCCAGUUCCCGAAGAUCUCGCUCUGCCCAAGAGGCUGUCCGUGGAGGGCCGUCCAUGCCCUGCCAGCUCUCCUGUGACCCCGGAGCCUCUGGUGCCAGGUCUCUGCUGCAGGGAUGGUGCUCGGUUGGCGUUUGCUGCGGGCAUGGAGCUGAUUGAUUGAACUUGAAACUUGCCCGGUGAGUCACCGGCCGUCCCUCCACUUGACGGUCCCGCGCUGGGGAGGGCCCUCUCCUCUUUGCUGGCAGUUCUCCGUACGGGGACGAUGACCAGGGGUGCCCUGCAGCUCCUCCGAGGCCGCCUUCCGUGCCCCCCACCCUAGAUCCCAGGUGUCGGGUCUGCGCCUCCGACUCCAUGCCUUCAGCUCUGGAACACGGUCCCGUCCAUUUCCUGGGUGUGGCAGGGUCUACCUGAGCUAACCCCCAGCUCCUACCUCUCCGCCAGGUCCCUCCGGCGAGGCCAUGGCGGCGCCCAGGCAGCUGGCCCUCCUCCUCUGGAAGAACUACACCCUGCAGAAACGGAAAGUCCUCGUCACCGUCCUGGAGGUCUUCCUGCCGCUGCUGUUUUCUGGGAUUCUGAUCUGGCUGCGCCUGAAGAUCCAGUCGGAGAACGUCCCCAAGGCCACCGUCUACCCAGGACAGGCCAUCCGGGAGCUGCCCCUGUUCUUCAGCUUCCCGCCUCCGGAGGGCGCCUGGGAGCUGGCCUUCGUCCCCUCCGGCAGCGACGCCGCGAGGACCAUCACCGAGGCCGCGAAAAAGAUGCUGGUGAUCAGCAUGAGAGUGCGAGGCUUUCCCUCCGAAAAGGACUUCGAGGACUACAUUAGGCACGGAAACCGCUCUUCCAACGUGCUGGCUGCGGUGGUGUUUGAGCAUGCCUUCAACCACAGCAAGGAUCCCUUGCCCCUGGCGGUGAAAUACCACUUACGGUUCAGCUACACGCGAAGAAAUUACAUGUGGACCCAGACAGGCUCCGUUUUCCUGAAAGAGUCGGAGGGGUGGCACACCACUUCCCUUUUCCCACUUUUCCCAAACCCAGGGCCGAGGGAGCCCACAUCCCCUGAUGGGGGCGAGCCAGGCUACAUCCGGGAAGGCUUCCUGGCUGUGCAGCACGCGGUGGACAGAGCCAUCAUGCAGCACCACGCCAACGCCUCCGCGGCCCAGCUGCUCGAGAAGGUCACCGUGAUCGCCAAGAGGUUCCCGUACCCGCCCUUCAUCUCCGACCCCUUCCUCGUCGCCAUCCAGUACCAGCUGCCCCUGCUGCUGAUGCUGAGCUUCACCUACACCUCGCUCACCAUCAUCCGGGCCGUGGUGCAGGAGAAAGAGAGGAAGCUGAAGGAGUACAUGUGCAUGAUGGGGCUGAGCGGCUGGCUGCACUGGAGCGCCUGGUUCCUGCUCUUCUCCCUGCUGCUGCUGGUCGUCGUUGCCUCCAUGACCCUGCUCCUCUGCGUCAAGGUGAAGGAGAACGUGGCAGUGCUCUCCAGCAGCGACCCCUCGCUGGUGCUGGUCUUCCUGCUGUGCUUUGCCCUCUCCUCCGUCUCCUUCAGUUUCAUGGUCAGCACCUUCUUCAGUAAAGCUAACAUGGCGGCAGCCAUCGGGGGCUUCCUCUACUUCUUCACCUAUAUCCCAUACUUCUUCAUCGCCCCCCACUACAAUUGGAUGACCCUGAGCCAGAAGCUCUUCUCCUGCCUCCUCUCCAACGUCGCUAUGGCCAUGGGUGCCCAACUCAUCGGGAAAUUCGAAGCGAAAGGCACGGGCAUCCAGUGGCAAGAGCUCCUGAGUCCAGUGAACGUGGACGACGACUUCUCCUUCGGGCAGGUGCUGGGCAUGCUGCUGCUCGACACCGUCCUCUACGGCCUGGUGACCUGGUACGUGGAGGCCGUCUUCCCGGGGCAGUUCGGCGUGCCCCAGCCCUGGUACUUUUUCGUCCUGCCCUCGUACUGGUGUGGGAACCCGAGGACAGCCUCAGGGAAAGAGGAUGGCGACGACCCUGAGAAAGUGCUCCGCACCGAGUUCUUUGAGGCCGAGCCCGAGGGCCUGGUGGCCGGGAUCCGGAUUAAGCACCUGUCCAAGGUGUUCAGGGUCGGGACCAAGGGGAAGGCGGCCAUCAGGGACCUGAACCUCAACUUGUUUGAGGGGCAGAUCACAGUCCUGCUGGGCCACAAUGGUGCCGGAAAGACCACUGCACUGUCCAUGCUCACUGGUCUCUUUCCCCCGACCAGUGGACGGGCCUACAUUGGUGGGUAUGAAAUUUCCCAAGACAUGGUUCAAAUCCGCAAGAGCCUGGGCCUGUGCCCCCAGCAUGACAUCUUGUUUGAUAACCUGACAGUAGCCGAACAUCUUUAUUUCUACGCCCAGCUGAAAGGGCUGCCACGCCAGAAGUGCCCGGAAGAGGUCCAGCAGAUGCUGCACAUCCUCAACCUGGAAGACAAGCAGAACUCCAGGAGCAGGUUCCUGAGCGGGGGGAUGAGGCGCAAGCUCUCCAUCGGCAUCGCCCUCAUAGCCGGCUCCAAGGUGCUGAUGCUGGACGAGCCCACCUCUGGUAUGGACGCCAUCUCCAGGAGGGCCAUCUGGAACCUUCUGCAGCAGCAGAAAAGUGAGCGCACCAUCCUGCUGACCACCCACUUCAUGGACGAGGCCGACCUGCUGGGGGACCGCAUCGCCAUCAUGGCCAAGGGCGAGCUGCAGUGCUGUGGGUCCUCGCUGUUCCUCAAGAAGAAGUACGGAGCCGGAUACCACCUGGCGCUGGUGAAGGAGCCACACUGUGACCCCGAGGCCAUCUCGCGGCUGGUCCAGCUUCACGUGCCCAGCGCCACCCUGGAGAGCUGCACGGGCUCAGAGCUGUCCUUCGUCCUCCCCAGAGAGAGCACUCAAAGGUUCGAAACUCUUUUUGCUCAGCUGGAGAAGCAGCAGCAGGAGCUGGGCAUCGCCAGCUUCGGGGCCUCGGUCACCACCAUGGAAGAAGUCUUCCUGCGGGUCGGCAAGCUGGUCGACACGAGCAUGGACGUCCAGGCCGUGCAGCUCCCGGCCCUGCAGUACCAGCACGAGCGGCGGGCCAGCGACUGGGCCGUGGACAGCCCGUGCGGGCCGAUGGACCCCAGCGACGGCACCGGCGCCCUGGUUGAGGAGGAGGGCACCACGGUCAGGCUCAGCACUGGGCUCACGCUCCACAGCCAGCAGUUCUGCGCCAUGCUCGUGAAGAAGGCUCUCUACAGCUGGCGGGAGUGGAAGAUGGUGGCGGCACAGGUCCUGGUCCCCUUGGCGUGCAUCACGCUGGCCCUCCUGGCCAUCAGCUACUCCUCCGAGAUCUCAGACGACCCCGUCCUGAAGCUGACACUGGGCCAGUACGGCAGGACGGUUGUGCCCUUCUCGGUCCCUGGGGCCUCCCGGCUGGACCAGCAGCUGUCAGAGCACCUGCGGGCCCUGCUGCAGGCUGAGGGCCAGGAGCCCCGCGAGGUGCUGGGCGACUUGGAGGAGUUCCUGAUCUUCCGGGCCUCGGUGGAGGGUGGAGGCUUCGACGAGCGGUGCCUGGUGUCCGUGUCCUUCAAGGACGCGGGCGAGCGGACGGUCGUCACCGCGCUGUUCAACAACCAGGCCUACCACUCCCCGGCCACCGCCCUGGCCGUCGUGGACAGCCUCCUGUUCCGGCUGCUGUGCGGCCCCCGUGCCUCCAUCGCGGUCUCCAACUACCCGCAGCCCCGGAGCACCCUGCAGGCCGCCAGGGACCAGUUCAGCGCGGGCCGCAAGGGAUUCGACAUCACCCUCAACUUGCUCUUCGCCAUGGCGUUCCUGGCCAGCACGUUCUCCAUCCUGGCAGUGAGUGAGAGGACCACCGGGGCCAAGCACGUCCAGCUGGUCAGCGGGGUCCACGUGGCGCAUUUCUGGCUCUCGGCUCUGCUGUGGGACCUCCUCUCCUUCCUCGUCCCCAGCCUGCUGCUGCUGGGGGUGUUCCGAGCCUUCGACGUGCGGGCCUUCACGCGGGACGGCCACGAGGCGGACGCCCUGCUGCUGCUCCUGCUGUACGGCUGGGCCGGCGUCCCCCUCAUGUACCUGGCCAGCUUCCUCUUCCCGAGCGCGGCCACCGCCUACACCAGGCUGACUGUCCUCAACGUCCUCUCGGGCGUCGCCACCUUCCUCGUGGUCACGGUCAUGCGCAUCCCAGGACUGACAGCCCGUCUCCUCGCGGCAGCGGUGAAGUUGGAGGAGCUCUCCAGAGCCCUGGACCAGGUGUUCCUGGUGCUGCCCAGCCACUGCCUGGGCAUGGCCGUCAGCAGCUUCUAUGAGAACUAUGAGACCCGGCGAUACUGCACGUCGUCUGAGGUGGCCACCCACUACUGCAGGAAGUACAACAUCGAGUACCAGGAGAACUUCUACGCUUGGCGCACCCCGGGUGUCGGCAGGUUCGCGACCUCCAUGGCCGUCUCGGGGUGCGUGCACCUCACCCUGCUCUUCCUCGUCGAGACCGGCCUCCCGAGGAGACUGAGAGCCAUCCUCUGUGCCCCCCGGAGGAGCUGGGUGCUGACAGAUGUGCGCAGCCGGGCGUCGGUGCUUCCAGAAGACCAGGACGUGGCGGAGGAGAGGAGCAGGGUCCUGGGGGGCCCCACAGACACUCCACCCCACGUGCCGCUGGUCCUCAAGGAGCUGUGCAAGGUGUACGAGCAGCAGGCCCCGCUCCUCGCUGUGGACAGGAUCACCCUCGCCGUCCAGAAAGGGGAGUGCUUCGGCCUGCUGGGCUUCAACGGCGCCGGGAAAACCAGCACCUUCAAGAUGCUGACCGGGGAGGAGGCCAUCACUUCCGGGGACGCCUUCGUCGGGGGCCACAGCAUCCGCUCCGACGUGGGGAAGGUGCGGCGGCGGAUCGGCUACUGCCCGCAGUUCGACGCCCUGCUGGACCACAUGACGGGGCGGGAGAUGCUGGUCAUGUACGCCCGGCUCCGGGGCGUCCCCGAGCGCCACAUCGGGGCCUGCGUGGAGCACAUGCUGCGGGGCCUGCUGCUGGAGCCGCACGCCAACAAGCUGGUCCGGACCUACAGCGGCGGCAACAAACGGAAGCUGAGCACAGGCAUCGCCCUCAUCGGAGACCCCGCGGUCAUCUUCCUGGACGAGCCGUCCACUGGCAUGGACCCCGUGGCCCGGCGCCUGCUCUGGGACACCAUAGCCCGGGCCCGUGAGUCCGGCAAGGCCAUUGUCAUCACCUCCCACAGCAUGGAGGAGUGUGAGGCCCUGUGCACCCGCCUGGCCAUCAUGGUGCAGGGCCAGUUCAAGUGCCUGGGCAGCCCGCAGCACCUCAAGAGCAAAUUUGGCAGCGGCUACUCCCUGCGGGCCAAGGUCCGGCACGACAGGCAGGAGGAGGCCCUGGAGGAGUUCAAGGCAUUCGUGAACCUGACCUUCCCAGGCAGCGUCCUGGAAGAUGAGCACCAAGGGAUGGUCCACUACCACCUGCCCGGCCACGGCCUCAGCUGGGCGAAGGUGUUUGGCACCCUGGAGAGAGCCAAGGAGACAUACGGGGUGGACGACUACUCAGUGAGCCAGAUCUCGCUGGAGCAGGUGUUCCUGAGCUUCGCCCACCUGCAGCCAGCAGCCGAGGACCAAGGGCCGUGAGGUGCCCUCUGCAGCCUCCCAGGCGCCCGGCGGGGCGGGGUAGGAGCUCACGGCAUCCUGCCUUCCGAGUCCGUUUUGUCCUGCACCUUUGUUUGUAAUCACUCUUUUCUAUGAUGGUCGUGAGAAAUCAAGGUGUAACACGGUAGGGGCCACCCGACCAGCCCUCACCUGGGAAACAGUGUGCAGACACCCACUUCUGACCCCUCUGGGACGCACGUCCCCAAACCGAGCGCGGCCCGGGGUCUGUGUGUGCACAGCGGGGCGGAGAGGGGCCGCAGGAGGGGCUGCCACUGACCGGGGGCUCGGGCCUGAGUCCCGUGAGGAGGGCACACCUGGGAAGCACACACACAUGGGACGCCAGGCCUCCCAAGGGCGAGCUAGGAAGGAGCUUGGGGUACAGCCGGGUGCACCAGAGCGCGGUGAACCAACGGAAGUGGCAGAUCUCCGUCAGUGAAGGGAAAAGGUCGGCAGUAAUUAGAGUGCCAGGUUCUUAGCUCCCAGCGCGGCCCGGGAGGGCGUCUUGGAAUCGCUGCACACUGCUCCCUGGGGUGUGGACGUCUACAGACGCAGAGCUAAGGCCAGGCAUCAUCCCACUGGCAUGUUCCGGAACCUUCUGGCACAGUGGGGGAUGGUGCACCCAGACGCAGAGCGCAGUCCUCAUUUCUGACACGACACCCCUAGGGGCUCGGGCCAGUGUUGGGAACACACUGAACAUACGUGACUGUCCGGGAAAUAAAGGCUGUGGGGAACACA
Messenger RNA from Choloepus didactylus (southern two-toed sloth), 6830 nucleotides. It is a transcript of the gene ABCA3, whose product is annotated as ATP binding cassette subfamily A member 3. Gene Ontology annotation, molecular function: ATP binding; lipid carrier activity; ATP hydrolysis activity. The record is from RefSeq and is a predicted model, not a curated record. Gene Ontology annotation, cellular component: membrane; intracellular membrane-bounded organelle. Lineage: Eukaryota; Metazoa; Chordata; Mammalia; Pilosa; Megalonychidae. The transcript has 35 exons. Bases 942 to 6077 code for a protein of 1711 amino acids. Gene Ontology annotation, biological process: transmembrane transport; lipid transport.